Microthlaspi erraticum is the source of this 534-nucleotide messenger RNA. Lineage: Eukaryota; Viridiplantae; Streptophyta; Magnoliopsida; Brassicales; Brassicaceae. The record is from the annotation of a GenBank genome assembly.
AUGUUCUCUCCGCCCACCGUCGCCGUCGAAGAAGAAAGACAGACCCACUAUCGUCGCCGCCGCCUUUUCCCCUUCCUCCUCCGAAUGGAAUCUUCAUUUGAACCCUUCCGCCACCGUGGUUGCCGCCGUGUUGCCGUUGUCCGUGUUGCCGCUGUGGAAUCGAACGACCUAUUAUCUCACCGCCGUAUGGACGCCGUGACAUUUCCUAGGAGGUUGUUCACAGAAGGAGAAGAACCGGAUUAUGAUCGCAGUGUUGUCUACUAUAGCAAGAACACUGCGCUGUGGUCUCAAAUGCACACCACACUUGAAGAUGAAUGGGAUGAGCUUGAGAAUUCUAAGCUGGGACCCCUCUUCAGGUUCACGAAGCUCGAGUUUAAUUGGGCAUCGAAGGUGGCACAGACUAUGCUCACUAUGCAAGUAGCAUGCAAGAAGAAGUAUGAGAUAUGGAGUGCCGUGGGUGUACAGCCAGUGCGAUUUUCUCUGAACGAGUUUGAACACAUCACCGGGCUUAACUGCGAGUAUAAAGAAGCGUGA